GGCGCCGGGUCGGGUCGGGUCAGUCAGCUGGCUGGCCAAGGUCAGGGCCGGCCGGGCUGGCAUACACCGCCGUGACACCGCCCGUUUAGUGACCGGGCAUUGACGAGCGCCGGUGGGGCGAGGGGUGUCUGUGCGCUGCGUGCGGGUGCCAUGGCGGACCCGGCGGCAUGAUCUUCAUACCCGAGACGAGCUCGAUGGCCAGUGCAGCGGCGCCUGAGCCAGCGGUCAACUGCUCCAGUCAUGCAUCCGAUGGCGGCCCGGCUGACGUCGCCUUCACGGUCGGCGUCAUCACAGUGGCGGCGGCUUUCUGCGUCAUCAGCGUGGUGUCGCUCUGCCACUGUGUACGGCACGUGCUGGCCGGUAGCGCGACCAAGGACCCGGCCGCUCCGGAGACCCUGUUCUACACAGAGGAUGAGGUGGAGAUGGCGGAACUGAGGCACUUCCCGCUGCCCCACGCGGGCCAGGUGCCGCGAGUUCGCACGCCCCCUAGCCCGAGUCCGAGCCCGAUGAAGUUCCUGCUGUCGCCGCCAGAGGCGCGGCUGUCGCAGACUCGGCUCAUGUCCAGCCGGGCGGCCCACCAGGCGGCGGCGGCGGCUCGCCGAGACCCGGCGCGGCUCACCUGCUCUCUCCCCAGCCUCCACACUCUGUCCGGCAGCCGGGCGGCGCACGGCGCGGUGGAACACUACGUCGAGAUGGCGCUGGUGUCUGCCAUGACGGCCUCCUCCAACCACGAUCUACCCGGCCUGGCACCGGAGGAACCAGACGCCAGUGAGCCCCUGCUGCCCCAGCCGGCGCCGCCUAGCAUCCCACCACGUGACUCAUCCUCUCGUGGCAGGCGCCGGCUGCAGCGGAGACGCUACCCACGCACACCUCUGCCCCGCGCCGCGCUGGCACCGGCGGCCUCUGCUCCACCCGGGCCAUCGCAUGGCUCCGUCGACACCGACUACCAGUCUGCCUACGCUCCGAGUCACAUUACCGACAGCGACGAACAGACAACGAAGGGCGCGGUGGCACCGGCGGCGCCAAGAUCGGCGGCGAGCAAGGUGUCUACUACGAGGAAGGGCGGCAGACCGGGCGCACGGGGAGCGGGAGGACCAACAGAGCCGAAGAGGGAGGGCUCUGAGCUGAUCUUGGUGAGCCGGAGAGCUCUGGAGAGGCUGCUCCGUCGACCUCUGACGGCCGCCGAACUGCACACGGGCGGGCCGGGUCGUAGCGUACAGGACCAGGGCACGGGACGGAAACGGCACAGGACCGACGACAAAGGCAAGAACUGGGAGCUCAAUGGGAUACAGGAACAGAAUCGAAAUGGGAACCAUGAGCAAGAUAGGAACCAGGAGCGGUGUAAAAACGGAAAUCAGGAGCAGGAUGACACAAUGCACAUCUCUGGACUUCAGCCUCUGGAAGACAGCGCAGUUGCCAAUGAGGACAGCAUCCCGAUUCGGUACGAAACUGCCGGAGUUUUGGCAGACACGGAAGACAAUCUUGCUGACUCGGUCGGGACUCUUGGAGAAGCUGGAAACACGGGUGACACCAUCACAAUAGCUCUGGAGGGUACUGAGACACUCGCCGACACCACGGAAACACUCAGAGGUACCAGCGAGACACUCGAGAGUGUCUUCGAGGGCACACCGGAGACUCUGGGAGACACGACGGCAGCUGCGGAAGGGUCGGAGACGGGAUGGAUACCGGAGCCGCCCUCACCAGAGUGGGACCCGAGUACGGAACCUCGUCACCGACCGGCGACGCUGCUGCUGGCGGUGGCGACUCGUAGUCACAGCGUCGUGUAGACCUCACAUCACCAGGAAGAGCGGUCAGUAGCUGUUAGGACCACAGGCACGGUCAGACAUUGAGCUGUACGGCCCAGUUGAGCGUUGCCAUUUACUAAGGUACGUUGUCAGGGGUGCGUGGUGAGUUAUGUGGCCCGAAGAUGACCGAUGGAGACCUGUCAGUAUUCCCAGUUCCCGAUGGUAGUGCUCUUAGUAAUUGAAUACAGUUGGACAACCAGACAUCCUUCAAAAGGAAUACUGCUGUGGAUUUGAAGCCGGUCAUUGUUAUAUUACACGCUGUAUGUUGCACAACUGUUUGUAAAUAUAUUUAUAUUCAGCAAUCA
Messenger RNA from Amphibalanus amphitrite, 2110 nucleotides. RefSeq lists its product as uncharacterized. The record is from RefSeq and is a predicted model, not a curated record. The transcript has 3 exons. The coding region runs from base 168 to 1787 and encodes 539 amino acids. NCBI's taxonomy places the organism in Eukaryota, Metazoa, Arthropoda, Thecostraca, Balanomorpha, Balanidae.